Messenger RNA from Penicillium canariense, 468 nucleotides. Its product is annotated as cytochrome b5-like heme/steroid binding domain-containing protein. The record is from RefSeq and is a predicted model, not a curated record. Gene Ontology annotation, cellular component: endomembrane system; membrane. The coding region runs from base 1 to 468 and encodes 155 amino acids. The transcript has 2 exons. NCBI's taxonomy places the organism in Eukaryota, Fungi, Ascomycota, Eurotiomycetes, Eurotiales, Aspergillaceae.
AUGACUAUCGCCACCCCCAUCAACCUCACCCUCCUCUCUCUCGUCGGUGUGCUGCUGUACUGGCACUUCCGCCCCAAGCAGCCCACUACGCUCCCGCGCGCCCCCGCCCCGAUCGUAUUCCGCACCUAUACCCCCAAGACACUGAUCGAGUUCAACGGUGAGAAUGACCGGCCGGUCUUCCUGGCAGUGCGGGGCCGUGUCUUCGAUGUGUCCCCGGGUAGACACUUCUACGGUCCGGGUGGCCCAUACGAGAACUUCGCCGGUCGGGAUGCCUCGCGCGGAUUGGCUCACCAGAGCUUCGAUGAGGAUAUGCUGACCAAGGAUCUAUCCGCGCCGUUGGAUACGCUCGAGGAUCUGGACGCCGACCCGCUUGAGAAUUUGCAGUCGUGGGAGGAACGCUUCAACGAGAAGUACCUGGUAGUUGGAAAGCUGGUUGCCGAGGGUGACCCUGAGGCACCCGCGUCAUGA